AUGAAUUAUUCGACCGAUUACGACAAGAGUAAUGAGGUCGCACAAAAUGGCAAGGGCAACGAAGUAGCUGGCAUAAGUAAUAACAUGCAGGACUCCAAAGUGGAUGUUGCAGGAUUAGUGCCCAUACCGAAAAAGUCUAGGACGAUUAAAACUGACAAACCAAGACCGUUCCUUUGUCCUAUAUGCACAAGAGGUUUUGUGAGACAGGAGCAUCUAAAAAGACAUCAGAGAUCACAUACAAAUGAGAAGCCGUUUCUCUGUGUAUUCUGCGGUAGGUGCUUCGCCCGUAGAGAUUUGGUUCUCAGGCAUCAACAUAAAUUGCACGCAAGUUUAGUUGGUAAAACUCCGUCUGGAAAUAUAUCCAGUUCAAGCUCGUCGAACGAAAUAUCUGAUAAUGAAGCUCUAAUAAAUGUAAAUCAAAGUGGGGAGAUAGAUAAGCAUAUAAUUAAGAUUGCUGGAAAUAAAGAAUCGAUAUUGCCAACGCCCAGUAAUCCAAUGGCGAAAACAACAGCUCAAUUGAAGAAGGCAGCCAAACAAGCAGCAGCAAUAGGGGCUUCAUCAAACUCUUUGGGUCGAGAGACAUCUUCUUCUUCUUCAUUAAAUUCAAUGACAAGCAGAUUAGGUGUAACUCCUGGAGAGUCUCCGCUGACAGCACCUACAGGGCAACAGAUGGACACAAACCCUGUAAGAAAAAGGAAAAGACACGCUUCGUUCUCAGCAACAAACGCGUUCACUUAUAUAAACGAAAAUUUCAAGACUGAUGAUAUGGCAAAAGAAUUAGAAUUCGCACGAGAUAUACCGCAUCAAGUUGGUUUCGCGACACCUCAAUUAACGGCUCAAGAAUUGAUGGAAAAGCUGAUCGAAGCUGGAGGUAUCGACAUAGAUGCCUUGGGUCUUCCUCCAGAUUUCUCUCUAGAUGACGCUUCUCAGAAAGAGAAUAUGGAUGGUUUAAGUCAAACAACUGGUGAAAAUAUCAACGUCAAUAGCCCAGAUAUCCAAAACAAUAACUACAACAGUAGUAGUGUCCCAAAUAAUUGGACGGAACGAUACUCCUCUGAACUAAGAGAUAAUUACAAUAUUCCUCGCAAUUCGUCUAUUCCGUCAUUCUCAAAUACUCCAAUGACUCCGAGUGCUUACUUACUCAAAUCAAUGCCAUCUAUCACAAAUUUUUUAACCAUGGGAUCAACAGGAGGUGGCACCAAUGGAUUCACGGGAACUUACUCGGUAGAUUCAAAUUUGACUUCCUUUGGAUAUGAAUCUCUAGAUUCAUUGGAUUCUCAUGCAAAAAUUAUGCCUGACAACACCAAUAAAAGUAAAAAUGGAGGAUUGUUCGUACAGCCAAUUCAAAAUGAUAAAAUUAAAAAUUCAGAUACCCCAAAUCCGCACUCUUUAAUAAAGAAUAACAGUCUCACCUCAACCUUAGAAGAUGAUCAAUGGCUUUCCGAGUUCAUAUACCAAUCCCAACUGUCUCCUGGUUUUAAAGUUGAUCUCGACAACAUAAACGAUGUGGGAUUUGCAGACGUAGUUUCCAAUUCUUCGUUAUCUGAAUCUUCGUCGAAGAGGCCCCUGUUACCUACAACUCAGAGUAUUCGCAACGGUUCAAAGAAAAAAAAAUUGCAAAUUGAUAGAAUCAGUAUCAGUCCAACCACAAGUAAUAAUAUCAGUGGCAGUAACUCGCCUUUCACCAAUAAUCGUAGGAACAGUUUAUCGUUGGGGCCGGCAAUCACAUCUUUCUUCACUUCUAGGCAAAAGGAUCUGUUUGACACGGGCACUAGUUUUAAUUCUUUGGGAUCUUCCCCUUCGCCGUUAACUGCUCCCUCUGAAGGCACAACCCCAGACCUAAAAGAUCCUUCGGUGGGUAAGCGCGCUGUUUUUUUCAAUGAUAGCCUAAGAAAUGCAAUCAUAAAAGAUAGCAAUCUAGAUCCUGAUCUUUUUCCGAGUUCAAAAGAGCUAAACAAUUAUGUCAAGUUGUACCAGAAGGAAUUUCACCGAUAUUUUUCAUUUAUUCAUUUGCAUACUAUUGUUCCUUCUACUAGCAAUUAUUCGCUUAUACUCUCCAUUGCCAUCAUUGGUGCACUGUAUGGCUUUCAUUCAACACAUGCCAUGUAUUUAUCGAAUAUAUGUUGGCUCAAAAUUCGAAAUCACUUGAAUACACUAAAUGAUCAUUACGAAAACACCCCGUUAUGGUUGAUACAGAGCAUGGUUUUGUUGAUAUUUUUUGGUAUCUUUAGUAAUGAUUUGAGUGUCAGUAAAACUAUAAAUACUAAAAUGAAAACGCUGAUUAAACUAGUGAAGCUCACAAAAUUGAAUUUACCACUUGAGAGUUUACAAAUGCCUCCAAUAGAGAGCGAUCAUGUUUUUGAAUAUCAAGAUAAUCCUGAACAGUUGAAGAAGUUUAGCGAUCAAUAUAAUUCUCCCGAACAGAUUGUGAAAGAUUUCAAGUACUUCAUCACCGCUCAAAGUCGAAUUAAGACUUGUCACAUGAUUCUGUUGAUCUCUAACUUAUUUACUUCUCUCGUGGGUUUGGAAUGCAGCUUUCAUUCCAUCGAUUUGAAGUGCGGUGUUCCGUGUUUUUAUGAAAAGCUUUAUUCUUGUGAGGACGCUGUAGAGUGGGGUAAAGGCCUUUCGAAGUAUCACAUCGAUCUGGAUUCAAAAUUCUCAUUAAUUCAGUUAUCAAAUGGACUGGAGGAUUAUCAGCAUUGUUUGAUGUACAUAUCUACUGGAAGCCAAUAUUAUUUCGAAACUUCGAAAGUCUCUUUCAAAACACUUCUGUCGAUGUUGAUAUCUAUUCAUGAAAAGAUUUACCUAGAAAGACGUAAUCUGAAUAGUGCGAAAAGUAACCAAAUAAACGAAAUGAAGUGGCGCAUGAAUUCCAGGCCAGCGAUUGAAUCAAUGCUGAAAUAUUGGGAAGCUAUAUAUAUUAAGACUGGAGGAAUUUUAACGAGAAACCAGGAUAAUAUUCCGAUAAUUAAUGAGAAUCCUUCCAUGAGACUGAUAAUUGUUCUGCAUUUGUUUGCUAACAUAAGAAAGUGUGUUGAUUUGACUGAUGUGAUCAAUAAAAUUUGGCUGAAACAGUGGACGGAAAUGAAUCUUACCCUAGAUAAAUUCUGCUCAGAUUGGGAUUCGCUGCGUGAAGCAACAGAUUUUGCUCUCAAUGUAAUAGAUUUUUGGGCUGACACAGUCUCCAUCAUGAAGAAUGUCCAAGGUACAGCGAUAAGCACUCCAAUAUUCUCGAUCACAUGUAUCCUCUAUUCGAUUUUGAUUGUCUCAGAGCAUAUGAGACAUAUCGAGGCUUGGGGCCAAGAAUUCGACCUUUCCAGUCCAAUGAAUCACGUUAUUAACCCCUACGAUAGAAUGUUAUGGCUAAAGUCCGAGCAAGUUCUGAAGAAAGUAGAGGCACAUCUCUUACCGAAAGGUUACAAUACGCAAUCCUAUUCGGAGUUUUUGCGAUCUCAGGCAGGCGGUGCAUUGGACGUCGACAUAUUAGAUAACGAUCUGGCUCAAAGAGCGUUGAAGCCAGAUUUCCCAAUAGCAUCCACUAUUGAUGUCAUUGUAAAGGCCAGACUUUCAUCUCGUUCGUUGUAUCUAGGUGUGAGAAUUUUAGGUGACGCGCCAAUUUGGCCUGUUGCGCUUUUGUUUGCUCAUGCUCUGCAAGCUAGGGCAAUCUACAAUGUCAAGAACACAAGUAGUAAGUAG
Zygotorulaspora mrakii is the source of this 3696-nucleotide messenger RNA. RefSeq names its product Tda9p (gene TDA9). Gene Ontology annotation, cellular component: chromatin. The transcript has a single exon. NCBI's taxonomy places the organism in Eukaryota, Fungi, Ascomycota, Saccharomycetes, Saccharomycetales, Saccharomycetaceae. Bases 1 to 3696 code for a protein of 1231 amino acids. The record is from RefSeq and is a predicted model, not a curated record. Gene Ontology annotation, molecular function: RNA polymerase II cis-regulatory region sequence-specific DNA binding; DNA-binding transcription factor activity, RNA polymerase II-specific. Gene Ontology annotation, biological process: regulation of transcription by RNA polymerase II.